Messenger RNA from Rangifer tarandus platyrhynchus (Svalbard reindeer), 735 nucleotides. Lineage: Eukaryota; Metazoa; Chordata; Mammalia; Artiodactyla; Cervidae. The record is from the annotation of a GenBank genome assembly.
AUGGCUUUACUCCCCGUGGUGCUGUUUCUGACCACUGUGCUGCUUCCAUCUUUCCCCACUGAAGGAAAGGAUCCAUCCUUUACUGCUCUGAUAACCACUCAAGCUGAAGUCCAAAGAGAAAUUGUAAAUAAACACAAUGAACUAAGGAAAUCAGUCUCUCCACCUGCCAGCAACAUGCUAAAGAUGGAAUGGAGCAGAGAAGUGGCAGCAAAUGCCCAGAAGUGGGCAAACAAGUGCUCUUUAGAACACAGCAAUCCAAAUGAACGAAAGACCAGCACAAAAUGUGGUGAGAAUCUGUACAUGUCAAGUGACCCUACUGCCUGGUCGGAUGCAAUCCAAAGCUGGUUUGACGAGCGCCACAAUUUUGUCUAUGGUGCGGGACCAAAGAGCGCCAGUGCAGUUGUUGGACAUUACACUCAGCUUGUCUGGUAUUCAUCUUUCCGUGUUGGAUGUGGAAUUGCCUACUGUCCCAAUCAGGAGAGUCUAAAAUACUACUAUGUUUGUCAAUACUGUCCUGCUGGUAAUAACGUGAGUAAAAAGAACACCCCUUACCAACAAGGAACACCUUGUAGCAGUUGCCCUGGUAACUGUGACAAUGGAUUAUGCACCAAUACUUGCGAGUAUGAAGAUCUCCUCAGUAACUGUGAUUCCUUGAAGAAGACAGCUGGCUGUGAACACGAGUUGCUCAAGGAAAAGUGCAAGGCUACUUGCCUAUGUGAAGGCAAAAUUUACUGA